UGCACUCUCCUCUUGUGUGCCGUGCAAGAUGGAAGCUCAAGUUGAGGCUCACGACGCCCUCCCAAACUCCUCACAGAAUAGUUCUGCACUGUUUGUGAAUCAGUGUGGUGCAUCAGCAGCAGCCCUAGGAGACAGCACUUGCAGGGCUGUUGUCGCAGGUGCGUCCAGUUCCCAGGAACAAGUGCCUGCAUUUGCAGACCAACAGCCGCAACAAAUCCAUCCAGAACCUAACAACUGCCUAAACUGUGAAUAUUCCAGUGGUUCAAAGCGCCUCCUCCAGCAACACCUUCAUGAUAAACAUACUCUGAAGAAAAUUGGUCAACCCUCACAGAGCAAAUGUGCAUCUAUGCACAAAUCAAACCACUAUAAAAAACACCUUAAAAAAUUAAUUUUGGAGCAAUUUUCAGAAAAUCAAUUUCAUUGCUCUGAUUGCAACUAUUCUUGUGUGAAAAAACAACACUUAAAACGCCAUUUUAUUGCCAGGCAUACAUCAGAAAAACCAUUUGAAUGUGAUGAAUGUGACUAUGCUUGUGUAAUAAAACAGGACUUGAAACGCCAUUUUAUUGCCAAGCAUACAUCAGAAAAACCAUUUGAAUGUGAUGAAUGUGACUAUGCUUGUGUAAUAAAACAGGACUUGAAACGCCAUUUUAUUGCCAAGCAUACAUCAGAAAAACCAUUUGAAUGUGAUGAAUGUGACUAUUCUUGUGUAAUAAAACAGGACUUGAAACGCCAUUUUAUUGCCAAGCAUACAUCAGAAAAGCCGUUUAAAUGUGAUGAAUGUGACUAUGCUUGUGUAAUAAAACAGGACUUGAAACGCCAUUUUAUUUUCAAACAUACAUCAGAAAAGCCGUUUAAAUGUGCCGAAUGUGACUAUGCUUGUGUUGAAAAAUAUAAGUUGAAACGUCAUUUUAUUGCCAAACAUACAUCAGAAAAACUGUUUAAAUGUGCCAAAUGUAACUAUGCUUGUGUUGAUAAACGAAAUUUGAAACGUCAUUUUAUUGCCAAACAUACAUCAGAAAAACUGUUUAAAUGUGCCAAAUGUAACUAUGCUUGUGUUGAUAAACAAAAAUUGAAACGUCAUUUUAUUGCCAAACAUACAUUAGAAAAACCAUUUAAAUGUGCUGAAUGUGACUAUGCUUGUGUUGAAAAACAAAAGUUGAAACGUCAUUUUAUCGCCAAACAUACAUCAGAAAAAUCAUAUCAGUGCACUGAAUGUGAUUAUGCCUGUGUCCAAAAUUGUAAUUUGAAGCGUCAUUUUAGCAGCAUGCAUACAACCUGAAAACCAUUUCAGUGGACUGAAUGUGUCAUAAAAAUUGAAUCAUGACAAUUUUUGUGCCUAUCAUACAUAAAAAUGUUGAAAAGAGAUGAAGUUGACUAGGCUCUACAUCAUUUUACAAGACUAUAAGCAUAAUUUUCUUUUCAAGCAGACAUCAGAAAAAAUGUUUUUGCGAUAAUGCAAUUAUGCAUGUAUCACUAAAAAAAGGCACAAAUAUCACUUCUUUAUCAAGCAUUAGUAAGAAGAAACGAUGAGGGGAUUAGCCCACCUAACCUUGAAGUGCAGAUAUCUCAGAUGCCAGCUAACUAAUUCUAUUUCAUGGAAAGAUUUAGGAUCUAGACCAAACUGAUCCAACAUCAAUUUAGACAAAACUUGUAAGUUACUUGGGUAAUAAAAUGCACAAAUGUUUUUUUGACGUUUGGGCAUUCUUGUGUUGUGACCGCCACAACAUGAUAGACACAAACUUGCUAAUUUAUUUUGAUAUCAUGUCAGUAUGGAAUUACUAAAUGCUUCUUCACUCUGGGUCCUGACUUCAAAUUAUGACUUAGAUAUAAAUAUCUAUCUAACUUUGAAUAUUAGCAAUUUAUGAUGUUACCUUACUGUCAACUGUUGAUCCUGUGGAAAGCCUACUUAUGAAACUAAAAAUACAAAUGCUUUGGUUUAAAAACGCAAGUUGAAAAAAAUCCCGCCUCACUAUGAACUUUGCUUCUUGUAUUCAUGACCAAUUUUUGUUGUUGGUGCUGCUUCAGUCUCAUGUCUUCCACUGAGCCUAAUCAUCUUGAGGGUUGAGCUUUAUGGGCAGUUACUGUGUAGGCAGAUCAGUUUUUGGCUCAAUUUGUUUGUUUGAACUAAUGAAUUUAAAUUAACUUUAACAGAUAAUGACCAGCCAUUAUGUUCGUGAUGACAAUCUUCUACCUAAUCAAUGCAGCUGACUAUUUAUCCAUGCUUAACUAUAAAUGUAUUGAAGUGUUGAUAAGCAUCAAGAUGUGUGUUGAGCAAACUGUUUGGUAAGCUCAGGGAUGAUUUCCAAGUUAUAAUUCUAAUUCAUAAAGAGCCUAUAGGCUGAUAGAAAGCCUAUGACAAGACUAAUGUGUGCCUAGAGUGUGCCGUUUGGUGGACCCAUUUGCAUUCAUAUUAAUAUUGUACUGUCAUAUUAUUCAUUCAUAUUAAUAUUGCA
Molecule: messenger RNA, 2453 nt
Organism: Hyalella azteca
Lineage: Eukaryota; Metazoa; Arthropoda; Malacostraca; Amphipoda; Hyalellidae
Product: oocyte zinc finger protein XlCOF6
Exons: 2
Coding region: 29-1279 (416 amino acids)
Biological process (GO): regulation of transcription by RNA polymerase II
Cellular component (GO): nucleus
Molecular function (GO): RNA polymerase II transcription regulatory region sequence-specific DNA binding; DNA-binding transcription factor activity, RNA polymerase II-specific
Source: RefSeq, a predicted model, not a curated record